Dendronephthya gigantea is the source of this 1074-nucleotide messenger RNA. RefSeq names its product kelch domain-containing protein 8B-like. NCBI's taxonomy places the organism in Eukaryota, Metazoa, Cnidaria, Anthozoa, Malacalcyonacea, Nephtheidae. The coding region runs from base 1 to 1074 and encodes 357 amino acids. Gene Ontology annotation, molecular function: protein binding. The record is from RefSeq and is a predicted model, not a curated record. The transcript has 3 exons.
AUGGAGAAACAUUUACACAUUAUGGGACAUAUGCAACUAAGACUAAACAGAGACGUACAGCGUAAUGCUUUGGUGAUGGAACAGCAGUUCGACAGAUUUUAUGAAUUACUAGAUCAUCAAACAAAAGAAAGAACAACCAACAGAAAUGGUGCUCAAGCUAUGGAUCCCACAAUUCAAGCCAAUAACCAAGACGUUAUUAUUCUUGGUGGUCGUUAUACAAGUGGAGUGACCUUGAACACUGUUGAAAAAUAUAAUGUUGUUGAGAAGAGGUCGACCUUGUUACCACGAUUGAAUCACCCUCGCGAAAGAUCAGCGUCGUGUGUUUACAACAAUGACGUUCUUCUCGUUGGUGGUUACUGUAAACAUGCACUUGACACGAUCGAAGUUUUGAAAAUGGACCAACAUCCUUUGCGAUGGACAAAUUUUGAUUCUAAACUGCCUGUCCAUUUACUUUGUCACGACGUCAUAGUUUAUGAAGGGAAAUUAUAUGUAAUAGGAGGAGUAGACUGGAAUGAAGAGGAAACAUUGAAUGCCAUUUAUGAGAUUGCUCUUACCCCACCUUAUACUACCAAGUUGUUGACGAGAAUGCCUGAGCCAAGACAAUAUCACAGAGCAGAACUUGUUAAUGGAAAACUAUUUAUCUUGGGCGGAACAACAACUGGCCAAAAUGAAGAUGCUCUUGGCAGCGUUAUUGUUUAUGAUUUGGUUAAGAAUGAGCUCAAGCCAUGUCCAUCUUUACCCCAGCCUGUUAAUGAAAUGUCCACAGUCACUUGGGGUGAUAAGAUCAUUGUUCUGGGCGGCGAGGACAAGAAUGGUGAAUCAUUAAAUGACGUCAUCAUGUAUGACACUGAGACGGGGCAAAUUGAGCCACUGCCCUCCAUGAUUCACAAAAGGAGCGCCUCCUCAGCUGUCAUACUGAAUGACGUCAUUGUCGUGUUUGGUGGAUUCAAUGAGGAGCAGAGAUAUCUCAACUCAGUGGAAACCUUCACCAUCGGUGGAGAUGGCUGGGAAGAACUGCCAGGAAUGAUAGAAAGAAGGUGUUAUGCUACUGCUGUUGUGAAACCUCACAACUGA